AUGAGUGACACUUUGGAACACGUUUGCUUCAAGGGCGAGAGGUACUAUCUUCGGGCUCUUGGGCACCUGCCUCGGCAGGAAGUUGCCCGGCUGGACGUGGACUAUCCGGCGCUGUGCCAAGACUUGACUGUACCAAAACUGUUUGCACCGGAAAAGACUUUCAGCUCAGUGCUUCGCGUCUCGUCGUCUCAUGUGCAACUGUGGACUCAUUAUGACGUAAAGACUUUUUUGCAACCGACCUAA
Molecule: messenger RNA, 243 nt
Organism: Soboliphyme baturini
Lineage: Eukaryota; Metazoa; Nematoda; Enoplea; Dioctophymatida; Soboliphymatidae
Source: the annotation of a GenBank genome assembly